GUCGGUCGCGCGGCUCGGUCCAUUGAACCGCUUAGAUGGCAUGUCAGCGCGGCGCGAACUCUGUAAAACCGCGCUAUCUCGUCCUGCUUUUGGUUUGUUUGGCUUCCCAUAACACUCGGUUUCUCUCGCGCGCGCACUCGGUCUCUCUCGCGCAGGUUCGCUCGCUCUCGGACAACUCGAUCUCUCUCGCGCGCACAUUCGGUUUCUCUCGUGCAGUGUCGCUCGCUCGCUAUGAGUCUGUUUAAUAUUAAUAUUAAUAUCAGUCUGAAGCUCUGCGCGAGAAUAGAGACAGCUUAAGUGAAGAGAGAGAUGGCCGUAUUACAGUAUAACGUGUCCAUUUUAGUUUGAUUUGUUUUUGUAGCUUUUAUCAGAGAUUUAUUUUCCUUAUACUCGUUUUUUUUUUACAUGUAGACCUAUGUGAAGAGUGUGCUUGUGCGAACCAUCUAUAAAGACUCGUGGGACUACCAGUUCAUUCACCUUGGGAUUUUCUUCUCGCCUCCUGUUUACUAUUUCAUCUGGGCACUGUGAGCAGACUUCAAUCCUUCUGACAGACGUGACAGCAAUUUAAAUUCUUUUGAUUGUGAAAAAGGUUCUGGAACAUUUGCUGUGUUCAGAAGAGCAAUGAUCUUCCAAUACAGUCUGUUAUUGAUCCUCUGUGGCUUCACUGCACUCUCUGUCUCAACAGAGACAUGUGGAAAAGAACUACAAGUGGGAACGUCCUGCAUCAUUAAGCUACCAGAAAAAUACAAUGACAAAUCUAAUGACAUCAAAUGGACCCAUUCCUCCAGUGACGCCAUAAUUCAGAGGAAAAACAAUAAGAUGAAGACAAACACUCCAGGUUUAACAAUGGAAGAAGAUGGAUCAUUAAGAUUUCAAAGUGUUAGUCUGAAGGACACGGGCACAUAUAUAUACACAGUUACUAGUUCUGAUGGUAUGGAGAUUGGUAAAGGAGAAGCAGAAAUUAAAGUAUAUGAAAAGGCCCCUAAACCUACUGUGAAGAUCAACUGCACCGCUGAUGGGAAUGCUGCUCUCACCUGUGACGUGGAAAACAAUAAAGAUCCGAGUCUGACUGUAUCCUGGUAUGAAGAUGGAAAACUCAUCCAGAAUGAAAUAAAUCAUCAAGUGUUCUUGUCAUCUACUCAAGUACAGGAGAAUAAAACAUACUCAUGUGAGACACACAAUCCUGUCAGCAGAAAUAAAAGUGAGAGUGUUACUGUAUCAUGUGGAAACCUUGUCCAUGGCUAUGACUCUGGCGUUGACUUUGACUCUUCUUCAUGGAUCAUAGUGAGAACCCUAGCCGGCGGAGGAGCCCUUCUGUUGCUGCUAAUAUGUGUUCUCCUCAUCAGUGCGUGUUGCAGACGUCAGCGACGCAAAAAGCUCCAACAAGGCCAAGAUGAGGAAGAGUUCAGGCUAGCAGAUCUUACCCAUGCAGAUCUUACUGAUACCAACAGAUCCAAACACAAUGCUACGGGGCAACUGCCGCCCCCCAUCCCGCAAGAAGACCCCAUGCCCUCCAGUUACUCAACACAAACCCCACCUCGAACCCCAUCUCAACCCAAAGCCCAGAUCUGUGCUCGACCCCCAUCACCGCUUCAGGACGAGGAUGAGGAAAAUCCAUCUCCCAUACCUCACCAGAGAAACAAACAGCAGUGAACCAAGAGAAAUCAAGAGCCGUACUGACCAAUGGAAUGAGACGCUUGAAUGUUCACUGAAUGAUAGUAUAUGGGACUUUCCUAGAAUGAUUUUCAUUGACUAAAAAUCAUAUUUUGAUGGUAAGAGAGUCAUUAAAGAAAUAGUUUCCUAAAAAUGAGAAUUCGGUUGCGCUAUACUCCCAAGUCUUCUGAAGUCAAUUUGUCAUGAUUUACAAUGUGAAAUAUUGACUUUUUUGUUCGAGAUUAACAAAAUUGAUUCUUCCAAACCAUGUUUUUGCCUUAAAUCAUUAUAAAUAUAUUCUUUUUUUUCUCUUUAUUUCAAUUAAAACAAUUAGAGUUGUUGGGAUGGAUUUCAAAGGAAAGUCCAUAAUUAAAUAAUUUGUCCGUGCGUGUUUAUGUCAUAUCCAUACAUAAAGGAAAGAAUGUUUAUUUUAUAUAUAUAGUGUCUGUCCAAAUACCCACACUUGCGGUCUUUGUGCUUGACCACUUGUGUACUUGCAUGAUGUAUUUCCUGCAUUUGGCUCAAGUGUUCAUUUUGGCGUGAAAACCGCAAGUGUGUGUAGAAGCUUUCAUUACACGAUGGGACACACUUAUAGUGGUGUAAAAAUGUAAGGGUUUACAGAGCUUUAUUUUGAUUUUCAAUAAUUUGUAUUUUAUAAUAAACUUCUAAAUGUCUGUUCAGUAGUCUUAUAACAGACGACACAAUUUAGUAAUCAUGGUGCUUCUAAUUAAGUGAUAAAAAGCAGAUGCAAAUGAUAAUGAAAUACACAUCAUGUAGAGAACAGGGGCGAUUUCAAACCAUGUUUUUUGAGACUGUCUUUGGUUUUAAGAAGAAAAUAUUCAGCAAUGGUGUUGACUGUUGAAUUUGCACAUGGUUUUUUCUUAAAAACACCACAUAGACAUAUAAACAACAUUAAAAACUUGAUUUUCAACAUUUGGUUGUAUUUUAGCUCUUAAAUAAAUGUAAGGCCAAAAUAAACAACCUUAUACUGUAUAUC
This is a messenger RNA of Ctenopharyngodon idella (grass carp), 2650 nucleotides long. RefSeq names its product junctional adhesion molecule A-like. The transcript is spliced from 6 exons. Lineage: Eukaryota; Metazoa; Chordata; Actinopteri; Cypriniformes; Xenocyprididae. The record is from RefSeq and is a predicted model, not a curated record. The coding region runs from base 622 to 1653 and encodes 343 amino acids.